GCAGGCAGCGCCCGUUAUUUCCUCUCUGCAUCACUUGCCGAAAGACGCACCUCAGUAUGUCGGCGGCUCCGCGCGCACAGCUGUUCCUCUUUUUCAUCUCCCUUUCUGCGAGAAUGGGGCUCACUCGUUACACUGAGAGCAACGAUCCCUCAGAUGGAUUAUAUUCUCUGCUCAGUUUGGCCCAGAAAAGAGAAUCAGAGGAUUUUAUUUUCCGUCGACCUCUCAGAUGCUUGGACAUGCUGGCCACUGAAGGCUAUUUCACCUUUGUGGCAACCCGACCACAACUGGCUUGUGCUGCUUUCAUCAUUGCUGAACCCAAUGAAGUCAUCAGUCUUGAGCUUUCUGACGUCAGUAUCGACUGCAACGCUGGAGACUUCGUAAAGAUUUUUGAUGGCUGGGUUUUGAAGGGCGAGAAGUUUCCAAGCAGUCAUGACCACCCGCUCCCUCCACACGAGCGCUACACAGACUACUGCUCCUCCACAACACCAGGAAUCACCAGUCGGUCCUCUCAGAACGUUGCCAUGGUCUUCUUUCGCAUUCACAGCCCUGACAGUGGCUUCACCCUUGCUGUUAAAAAACUGCACAACCCUUUGCCUUGUAACAUCAUGUCUCAGAGUCCAGAAGGCAGCUUCACCAUGGUGAUACCCCAUCAGCGCAGAAACUGCAGCUUCUCUAUCAUCUACCCCGUGGAGAUCCGACUGACAGAUCUCAGCCUUGGGGAGGCCAAAAACAAUGAGAUCAGUCCACUGAGACAGAUGUGGUCUGGUUGUUCAGGGUCUGGUGACUAUGUGGAACUUCUGGGAGGAAAUGGGGUGGACACCUCUAAGAUGAUCCCUGUAGCUGACCUCUGUUUCUCCCUCAGUGGGCUCGCCCAGAUGAAGAUCGGCUGUGAUAACUCGGUGGUGAGGCUGGUGUCCAGUGGGAACUAUAUUAACCGUGUUUCCUUCCAAUACCGAUUACUGGAUCAAAAUGAGCUUCCCAAAACUGGAGAGAACAGUCUGGACAACUUCUGCUCUGUGGAAUGAGAUCCGUCUCUCUCUCUCUCACACACACACACAUGCAAACACUCAAACUCACACUUGUAGGUAUUCAUGCAUACAAUCACACAGUCAUCUGUGAAAAUAUCACUUCAACAAACACAUCCCAUUUAUCUGAUGCUGAGAAUAAGUAGUUUGCAUUGUAAAAUUAUAAUGUUAAAUCUGAUCAUUACAUAUUUAUUUUAACUAUAAUUGCAUUUAUUGCAAAUUUAUGGAUGAUGGUGGACUAUAUUGUUUUGUUUUUUUUAUUCAGUUAUCUGAUAUAAACAUGAUAUAUGUUAUUUGUUGGCGAAUUCAUUUCUGUUGCUCUAAGUUUAUUUUAGUAACUGUUUACAUUCCUGUCAUCUCUUCUCUUUAUAUUGCCUUGAAGGUUUAAAAAUAAAUAUGACUUGCAUGAUAAAGCA
Messenger RNA from Melanotaenia boesemani (Boeseman's rainbowfish), 1441 nucleotides. RefSeq names its product corticotropin-releasing factor-binding protein-like. NCBI's taxonomy places the organism in Eukaryota, Metazoa, Chordata, Actinopteri, Atheriniformes, Melanotaeniidae. The transcript is spliced from 7 exons. Gene Ontology annotation, molecular function: corticotropin-releasing hormone binding. The record is from RefSeq and is a predicted model, not a curated record. Gene Ontology annotation, biological process: negative regulation of corticotropin secretion; negative regulation of corticotropin-releasing hormone receptor activity; hormone-mediated signaling pathway. The coding region runs from base 57 to 1025 and encodes 322 amino acids.